GGGUACCCCGUUAGCUGCAGUUUAGUUAAAGUGUGACUGAACAUUGGUGCAGGAUAUAUACAGGGAGGAAAGUGUUUGGUCAUCGCCAGACAGCAAGACAACACAACACAGACUUCACCACAGACGUCAGCCAUGAGGAUCGUUAACAUCGGUCCAGAUCCGUCUCUGUCAUAUCGUCCAAAUCUAGAGAAGAAUGAAACUAAACAGAAGCAAGACUACAGAAACUUUGAGAGUGGAAGUCUAAUUGAGCGUGUGUUUAACACAUACAAGCUGAUGCACACCAACCAGACGGUGGACUUUGUAAAACAAAAGUACUCCGAAUGGACCAGCUGCAAACGCACUCAGAUGGGGAUGAUGGACACCGUCAUGUCUCUAGACCAGCUGGUGGACGAGUCCGAUCCUGAUGUGGACUUCCCCAACUCCUUUCACGCCUUCCAGACUGCUGAGGGCAUCCGCCAAGCACACCCAGACAAAGACUGGUUCCAGUUGGUAGGUCUGAUCCAUGAUGUUGGGAAGACAAUGUCUCUUUGGGAUGAACCCCAGUGGGCUGUAGUAGGCGACACUUUCCCGGUGGGCUGCAAGUUUCAAAACUCGAUUGUGUUCAGAGACAGCACCUUCCUGGAAAACCCAGAUGACAAAAAUCUCAGAUACAAUACUGAAUAUGGGAUCUAUGAACCAAACUGUGGGCUCGAAAAUGUCCUCAUGUCUUGGGGCCAUGAUGAGUAUCUCUACAGAGUUAUGAAGUUCAACAACUGCCCCAUCCCAGAAGAGGGGUUGUACAUGAUUCGCUUUCAUUCAUUCUACCCUUGGCACAGCCAUGGAGACUACAUGCAUCUGUGCAAUGAUAAAGACCGGCGCAUGCUGCCCUGGGUUCAAGAGUUCAACAAAUUCGACCUCUACACAAAGACCACUGAGUUGCCCGCCGUCGAGAAGCUCAAGCCAUACUACCAGUCUCUGAUCGACAAGUACUGCCCUGGAAUACUGAAGUGGUGAAACAGACAACGCAGAAUUCAACAGCAACAUUAUGUUGUCAGAAAUCAAAUGAUCCAGAGGAUGAUUAGAGUUGUUGAGUAACUCAUAACGUACACACAUUACUUAUCUCCGGAUUUAUAACUACUCAUAGUAUAACCUGAGUGACCGUAUCUAUCUUAUAUGUAGUGACAAUUCAUGUUAAAAUGUAAAUAUAUAUAUGUACAUUUUCAAAUUGUAAAAAAUCCAGAGAAGCCUUUAUAUUUUUCUGUAUUUUAAUAUGAUAUAAAAAGACAUUUUAAAAGCA
Messenger RNA from Larimichthys crocea (large yellow croaker), 1276 nucleotides. RefSeq names its product myo-inositol oxygenase (gene miox). Gene Ontology annotation, cellular component: cytoplasm. Gene Ontology annotation, molecular function: iron ion binding; inositol oxygenase activity. The transcript has 10 exons. The record is from RefSeq and is a predicted model, not a curated record. Gene Ontology annotation, biological process: inositol catabolic process. The coding region runs from base 133 to 993 and encodes 286 amino acids. NCBI's taxonomy places the organism in Eukaryota, Metazoa, Chordata, Actinopteri, Sciaenidae.